This is a messenger RNA of Schistosoma margrebowiei, 261 nucleotides long. NCBI's taxonomy places the organism in Eukaryota, Metazoa, Platyhelminthes, Trematoda, Strigeidida, Schistosomatidae. The record is from the annotation of a GenBank genome assembly.
AUGUCAGCGAAAAAGCCAACAAAUUGCAUUGAUGAAGUAAAAGAAAAUUUCCGAUGGACAAUAGAAAAGCAUCAUAAAUAUUCCAGUAUAAGUGAAAGUACAGAAAAUCAAGUUCGCGAAAUGUUCAAACAAUUGAAAACGACCUUCAUUAGUUCAUUGUCAUCAAAGUCAUGGUCGAGUGAAGAUGAAAAGCAGAAAUCCAUCAACUUGGUUUGUCCUAUUUUAACUGAUCAAUUGAACACUAGUCCAUUUGUUUUUUAG